Lachancea thermotolerans CBS 6340 is the source of this 1551-nucleotide messenger RNA. RefSeq names its product KLTH0A04290p. Gene Ontology annotation, cellular component: plasma membrane; fungal-type vacuole membrane. The record is from RefSeq and is a predicted model, not a curated record. Gene Ontology annotation, molecular function: nucleobase transmembrane transporter activity. Gene Ontology annotation, biological process: cytosine transport; transmembrane transport. Bases 1 to 1551 code for a protein of 516 amino acids. Lineage: Eukaryota; Fungi; Ascomycota; Saccharomycetes; Saccharomycetales; Saccharomycetaceae. The transcript has a single exon.
AUGUCGACCGGAAAGGAAGAAUACGAAAUCCAGGACGUGGAAAAACAGUCGCGCUCGCGGCUCGAGCUGUCGGACGACGACUCGCAGCCCAUUGUCGAGACCUCGGAGCAUACUCGGCUGUCGUUCGUGGACCGCAUGGCGGCCAAGCUGCGUGCCGAGACCAAGGGUAUUGAGCCUAUUACGGAUGAGGAGAAAGACGACAACUCGAUCCUCAACGCCGCGUCGAUGUGGUUCUCCGCCAACAUGGUGAUUGCCGCGUUCGCGCUGGGUGUUCUGGGACCUUGUAUUUUCGGACUCAACUUCUUCGGGUGUCUGCUCGCAGUGCUGAUCUUCGCCACGCUGGGUAUUUUGCCCGUGGCGUUUUUCUCCGUGUUCGGCGCGGAACUGGGUCUGCGUCAGAUGGUUCUGUCGCGUUACCUGCUGGGCAACGCCACGGCGCGUAUCUUCGCUCUGAUCAACGUUAUUGCGUGUGUCGGCUGGGGUGCGGUGAACACCAUCGCGUCCGCGCAGCUGCUGCACAUGGUCAACCCAGGUGGCGCGCGCUGUCCACCUUGGGCCGGCUGUAUAAUCAUCGUUGUGUCCACCAUCAUCGUUACCUUUUUCGGCUACCGUGUCAUUCACGCCUACGAGAAGUUCUCGUGGAUCCCUAACUUCGCCGUUUUCCUCGUCAUCAUCGCCCGCCUCAAAAUCGACGGCUCCUUCACUGUGGGCCCAUGGGUCUCUGGCACUGCUGGCGCGGCCAGCGUGCUAUCCUUCGGUGGUGUGAUCUUUGGUUUCGCCUCCGGCUGGACCACCUACGCCGCGGACUACACCGUUUACAUGCCCCGCAGCACCAACAAGCCCAAGGUCUUUUUCUUCGUGCUUGUCGGCCUAAUGUUCCCAUUGUGUUUCGCCAUUCUGCUGGGUUCUGCUUGCGCUAUGGCCACUUUCAACAACAAGUCUUACGCAUCCUACUAUGCGGAUGAGGGUACCGGUGGCUUGAUCUUUGCCAUCCUCGUCGACAAGUCGCUGCACGGUUUCGGCCAGUUCUGCUGCGUCUUGCUCGCCAUGUCUACCGUCGCCAACAACAUCCCUAACAUGUACUCCAUUGCCCUGGGUACCCAGGCUCUGUGGGAACCACUGGCCAAGAUUCCUAGAGUGUUCUGGACCAUGGCUGGUAACUUGGUUACCUUGGCUAUUGCCAUUCCAGCCUACUACAAGUUCGAGAGCUUUAUGACCAACUUCAUGGACGCCAUCGCCUACUACUUGGCCAUCUACAUUGGUAUCUCGAUUACCGAACACUUUGUGUUCAGAAAGGGCAAAUUCAGCAACUACAAUGUGGACGACUGGGACAGCUGGGCCAGACUGCCCUUGGGCAUCGCGGGCUGCUGCGCCUUGUUUGUCGGUGCUGUCGGUGUCGCUGUCGGCAUGGAGCAAACCUACUGGACUGGUGAAAUCGCCAGAAAGAUUGGAACGUUUGGUGCCGACAUUGGCCUGGAGCUUGGCUUCGGCUUUUCCGUCAUUGUCUACCUUGCGCUGAGACCACUUGAGCUGAAAUUCAUCGGCCGUUAA